Molecule: messenger RNA, 1017 nt
Organism: Papilio xuthus (Asian swallowtail)
Lineage: Eukaryota; Metazoa; Arthropoda; Insecta; Lepidoptera; Papilionidae
Exons: 3
Coding region: 212-622 (136 amino acids)
Source: RefSeq, a predicted model, not a curated record
UUAAUCCUAUCCUAAACAUUCUCAUAUAAAGAAGUCAAAUGAAGAUGCUUUUGUAUCUAGGGUAAUUUUUCAAGCUAAGGCGACACAAUUCUAGUAUAAAUUUGAGAAUUUUUUUUUUCAAAGGGGCAGAGAAUUGGCUUUUUAUGGAUGUUAUAGAAUUGGACAAGACUAUGAUUUAUCAAGGACAGUUAUUUAUGUGUUCCAGAGUCAAAUGCCACCAGAAAUAAAGUUAGAAGCUUAUCAAGAUGAUGUUUUCAGUGAUUUCGGUAAAGCUCAAAGUGACACUAGUGAUAGGUUAUCAGAUGGAGAUAGAGUUGAAGAAUGUAUGGACAUAAAUAAUGAGUUUGAUGAAGAUUCUGACCAAAAUUCAAACGAACCUCUCAUACAAAGUCUGUAUCCAAAAUGGUUGAUUCAAGUAGAGAAAAAACGCGCAGAGGCUGAACUUAUUCGAGCAAAAGCUGAAGAGCAUAGAGCAAGUGUAGCUGCCAAGAGUGCUGAGGCAAUGUUACUACAGUCCGAGGCUCUGAAACACAUAUCUGAAGCUGCCAUGACCCAAGCAGAAGCCAUCACACGGAUAGCCAUAGCAUUGGAGAAAAGGAAUAGUGACAACAUGUCAAUAUGAUUCAUGGUCUAAGUGAACUUGCAAGUUUGAUUGGUGGCAGUGAAUGUGUUACAUUUUGAAAGCUAUCCUGAGGGUUUCUGCCUUUGUGACCUUGACUGAAUGGAAUGAUUCCAUAGCCUGUGCACAAGCAGGAUGUCUGGACCAUUAGAGUGAAUAUUUUCUGGAACACAGAAGUUGGUUUUAAUCACACUGUUCGUCAGCACACACAGCCAUGUAUCAACAUCAAGAUACCUACUAUAGAUAUCUACUUAAUAGUAAUAGCUGCUUGUUUUUCUUAAACUCUUAUUAGAAGUAGAAACAUCUUGGCUGUCAGUGAUAACUAGGUUGCGAAAAGUGUAAAUUUAACCUUAGCAUUAAUACAACUAAGGUUAUUGUGUUAUAUUGUUGUAAAUAAA